Hyalella azteca is the source of this 1863-nucleotide messenger RNA. RefSeq lists its product as uncharacterized. Lineage: Eukaryota; Metazoa; Arthropoda; Malacostraca; Amphipoda; Hyalellidae. The coding region runs from base 1 to 1863 and encodes 620 amino acids. The record is from RefSeq and is a predicted model, not a curated record. The transcript is spliced from 2 exons.
AUGGCUCGCCGCUGCGCAAACAACUACUGGCUGCAGCUGUCGGACAGCAUUCAGCGGGCCUCAGACUCGGGCAAUGUUAGAGGCAUGUACGAGGAGAUCAAGCGAGCAACUGGGAGACCGGUAGCGAGGACGGCUCUGUUGAGGUCCAGGUCGGGAGAGCUUAUCUCCAACAGGACCGAACAGUUGAAUAGAUGGGUUGAACACUAUCUCGACCUUUACUCCAACGUUAACAACGUCUCGCAGGAAGCGCUGGACGCUAUUGAGAACUUGCCUUUCCUCGAUGCUCUGGAUGCUGAACCAUCUGUCGAAGAGCUAAACAAAGCCAUCGACAUCCUCCCAUGUGGGAAGGCAGCUGGAGAAGUUGGAAUUCCCCCAGAGGUCAUCAAAAGUGGCAAGCCGGCCUUACUUGGCCCCCUACACGAGCUCUUAUGUCUUUGCUGGAGGGAGGGCCAGGUACCGCAAGACAUGCGCGACGCAAAGAUUAUCACUUUGUACAAAAACAUAGGCGAUCGUAGCGACUGCAACAACUACAGAGGGAUAUCGCUACUCAGCAUUGUGGGCAAGGUCUUCGCCCGUGUGGUGCUCGGUCGCCUACAAGCCCUCGCUGAUCGCGUUUACCCGGAAUCCCAGUGCGGUUUCAGGGCCCAGAGGGGCACAUCAGACAUGAUUUUCUCAUUACGCCAGCUGCAGGAGAAGUGUCAGCCUUUUAGUAUCAAAAGCGGGGUAAAGCAGGGCUGUGUCCUGGCCCCUACUCUCUUCGGCAUCUUCUUCUCACUGCUGCUCAAGUUCGCGUUCAGAGACUCAACUGAAGGCAUCCUUCUACACACCAGAAGCGAUGGCAAACUUUUCAACUUGGCUCGUUUGAGAGCAAGAACAAAGGUCCGCGCUGUCCUCAUCAGAGAGUUGCUCUUUGCUGAUGACGCGGCGCUGUCUUCCCAGACCGAGGAGGAUCUACAAAGGCUGUUGGGCUGCUUCGCUCACGCCUGCAGGGAGUUUGGCCUGACAAUCAACAUCAGGAUAACAAAUGUUAUGGGUCAGGAUGUUGUAGUGCCCCCGUCUAUCACCAUUGACGGUAAUCAGCUCGAAGUCGCCGAGCGUUUCACCUACCUGGGCUCCACUAUCAGCAACAACCUGUCCCUCGAUAGCGAGAUCGACAAGAGGAUUGCAAAAGCGUCAAGUGUGAUGGCCAAACUGAACGAAAGGGUGUGGUCCAACAGGCAGCUGUCGCUUCACACUAAGCUGAAAGUGUAUCAUGCGUGCGUCACUAGUACCCUUCUGUACGGUAGCGAAACCUGGACCACAUACGCUAAACAGGAAAACCGUCUAGAUUGCUUCCACCUUCGCUGCCUCCACCGCAUCCUUAACAUCACAUGGGAGGACAGGGUCACAAACACAGCUGUUUUGGAGCAAGCCGGCACAAUGAGCAUGCAUCUCCUCCUGUGCCGGCGCCGUCUCCUGUGGCUCGGACACGUGCAUCGCAUGCAGGAUGGUCGCAUUCCCAAGGACUUGCUCUACGGGGAACUAGCUGCGGGUGCGCGCCCGACCGGCCGUCCGGCUUUGCGCUUCAAAGACGUCUGCAAGCGCAGCCUCAAAACAGCAUUUAUCGACCCCCAAACCUGGGAGCGGCUUGCGGUCGACCGCUGCAGUUGGCGGCGGGCCGUUCGGGAGGGAGUCCGGAGGGGUGAGGAGCUGCGCAGCCGUGAGCUUGAAGACAAGCACCGUCUCCGGAAAGCCAGACAGCAAACAAGGAAUAACAUGGUCGCACCAUCGGACUUUAUUUGCGCCAACUGCGGUCGUGACUGCCAUGCCCGAAUCGGCCUGGCGAGCCACUCGAGGCGCUGCCGACAGCGUGUUGUGCGAUGA